Molecule: messenger RNA, 2527 nt
Organism: Darwinula stevensoni
Lineage: Eukaryota; Metazoa; Arthropoda; Ostracoda; Podocopida; Darwinulidae
Source: the annotation of a GenBank genome assembly
GUUGGGGUGCAAAACGAGGCACGGGGAAGGCCUCCACACUCAUAUGUACGGAUUCCCCUGCCCGGCCUUGUUUCCCGGCCUUCAUGCUUCGUGGGUGGAGGCUGUGAAGAGGCAGGGUUUCUCCCCUGGGAAUGGGGCUCGAAUCUGUUCCAUCCACUUCAAGGAUGAGGAUUUUGACAGCUCGGAUCUCCUCAGGUGUCGAUUGAUGCCUCACGAGAGGCAUCGGGCGCCGAGGCUCAUGCCCAGUGCUGUUCCUUCCCUCCAUAUCGCUCAGGAUCCGCGCGCGUUCCUCGCGCACUUUGGGUUUACGCUUUGGAACACUGAAGUGAUGGGAAUGCCCAUCGAAGGUGAUCUGGAGACAAUGGAGAAAUCUCAAGACAGCCCUGAUUCUGCGCUGGAUUCUAUUGGACAGCAGGUUCAAGAGCCCAAGGAAAAUGGUGAGGAGGAGAGCCCAAAGGAGGCAGAGGAGGGAGAAAAUGAAGCUGAGAAGGCCAUCUCUGAGUCAUCAGCCUCCCCUGCCAGCAAGAAUGAUAAGUUGACAGAGCCAAAGGAACCAGAAACAGGAGAGAAUAGAGUGGAAGAUGGGGAUGUAGAGAGGAAAGGAAGUGAAGAAGAAGAGGAAGAGGAGGAAGGCAGUGGAGGAGGUGGAGGAGGACAAGGAUCACAUGAGGAUGAUGAACCAGGAGAUGGGGAAGUUGUUCAAAAAGAUGUUGAAGGGGACAGUGAUAGUCAAGGUUCUAUGACAUUGAAGGACUCUGAGUGCCAGGUGUCGACAAGUGAAGCUGGGAACCUGGGGAAGCGUCCACUGGAUGAAAACUCUUCUUCAGCUUCAUCAGAACCCAAACGCCCUCGACUGGCAAGCCCCAUACCAGAAGAGCUCCCACAAGUCAAAGACAUGGACACCUUGGAGAACCUCAUGCAUUCUGUUCGCAAGGAGAUACGUGACCUGGAUACCCAAGUGAAGGAAAAGGAACGGGAAUGGAACUAUUUGAUUCAUCUGAAGAAACGAAAGGAGGAAUACUAUCUACGACUGAAACGAAAGAAAGCUGUGGAAGCAAUGCAGACCAAGUCUUCGUCGGAUAAAGAACUCUUAUCAUUGCUUCAAGGCCCUUCAGGAAAACCAUCAAGUACGACGUCUCCGUUGUUGAGUGCUGAGCUGCGACGGUGUGACCCAGUCUCCAGUCGGUCUGCUUCUGAGUCACUGUUGAGUGCUGAGUUGCGACGGGAUGCCUCAAUGCCACGGGUUCUCACACUGAACCCAGAGAGCCUCUACACGACAAAGCCACGUGUGAAUUUGGAGGCAGAGCAGCGUAUGUUGUUGCAUGAGGCCUUGUAUGCAUCAAAGCCCAAAGUGAGUGUGGAUUCUCUGAUAGCAGAGCACCGUGCGCGGAACCCUCAUCCGCCAGAGUUGCGGGGGAAACGUCCUCGAAUGCGGGAGAAUCCAGACAAGCACUCCCCAGAAGUGGAGAUCCUUGUUGAGCCUUCCAGUUCUAAAGUGAUCGGAAGCAAAGAAGUUUCUUCUUCCUCAGCAGCAGGAAGUGGAGAAUCCUCUUCAUCUUCAUCGACCAAGGUUCUGUAUCGUGAUAUGUUGGUACAUUUGGCCAAGAUGAGUGAAGGGAAGUCAUGUGUUCCCCUAGCUAGACCAGGCCCUACUCCAAGUUCAUCCACACCUCGCCUAAACAGUGCUGCUGACUCCCUCCAGAACAUAUCCUUGAAGUCUCUUCUUGAUGAUACCAGGAAAGGCAAAGGGAAGGAGGGCUCAAACAAAGUGGGAGAGUCACAGCCCCAACCCAAGUGUCAGGGUUGCAAAAGGAGUGCAGCUCAGUUUGUCUGUGCUGGAUGCAAUCGGCAGUGGUACUGCUCUCGAGAGUGCCAGGUGAAUGACUGGGACGAACAUGCAGAAGUGUGUAGUGGCUGAAGAAACUGGCAUCGGCUCGACUUGUUCAGUCUCAUCGGUCUUCCACAGAUGAGCAAAGAAACUGCUCUCUUCAGAUCCUGGAUAUUCAUCCCUUGAGUUAUGAUCUUGAUCUAGGAUAAAGGGCUGCAUUGAGGAAUUGAAUUCUGCUGAUGUCCAUGACCAUUGAAAUGCAGUUUCAGUUACAGGUGUUGAAGCAAAAUAAUCUUGAGUAUCUUUGAUGGGAUGAAUCCUUAUAAGAAAGGAUUUUGAUUUAGUCAUCUCUGUAUCUCCCAAUCCCUAAUGGUGCCCAUUUCACAACUGUACAGAGAAUCACAUCUUACAGUAUUAUUAGAAUUCAAUGCCUAUGCCUUCAUGGAGAGGAGAGAAGAAAAGGGAAGUUUUUAUUUAUGAAGUCAGAUAUAAUUAUUAUCCAUAUGAUUUACAUGAGAAUAAGGGAAACCCUGUGUGCCAUUUCUGGUCACUGUCUGGCGCUUGUUGUGUAAUUAUGUGUCAAAAGUAAAGAAGGGGGUGACAUCACUUGUGUUCUGUUAACCAUGUUUUGUUUUGUUGAUGGAUCCAGAUCUCAUGACUCUCCAGUGAUGGGAAUAAAUAUGGGACAGUGUUUAUGCC